Messenger RNA from Paraglomus occultum, 426 nucleotides. NCBI's taxonomy places the organism in Eukaryota, Fungi, Glomeromycota, Glomeromycetes, Paraglomerales, Paraglomeraceae. The record is from the annotation of a GenBank genome assembly.
AUGACCUACUACUACCACACAGAUCCAGUAACAAUUUUUGUCAACGACGAUAAGGUGAUAGCAGCGUUUGCUGUUAUCUGCGCAGGGCUCACGCUCUUUUAUAUUAUAAGGAAUCAGGACGUUGGCUUAUCUAUCUAUAAACUCCUAAUUAAUGGAAUGGCUCUAACUUUUUCCAUAUUAGACAUCAAGAGCAAAACAGUGGACUAUAUAUAUAAUGUUCUCGAUGAGGAUGUUCAGAUAAUAACUUACGGAUUGACGCCAACAAUGCUAUUGACGUUGACGUUAUAUACGCUAAAGCGUACACGAUUUAAUGAUGGCGAUGCUAUUUUUGGCACAAUUUUGCUGAUUAUUACUUGGUUGUCUGUAAUUGGUCGUUUGGUAAUCAGAUUGACUCCGGCUGGAUUGAAUCUGUUAAUUUUAACAUAA